GAAGCUUCAUUCAAACUUUUGCUUUGUGGUUGUGACCUCUGUAACUUUCAUUUGCAAGAAAAUAGCAGCACAUCAUCCCAUCCCUUCCCUUCCCUUCCCUUGACUUUUGAUCCAUAACAUCCAUUAUGGAGGCUUCCAAGCACCCCUCCGCCCAGCCCCAAGCUCACCCUCCCCCUCACCCAGAGAAGCUCAACGGAGGAGAUGCCCCUGCCCCAACUGAUCAUAAAGACAGAUGUUCCGUGGAGGAGGUGGCGUUGGUGGUCCCUGAGACCGACGAUCCAACCCUCCCGGUCAUGACAUUCCGUGCAUGGUUCUUAGGCUUAACCUCAUGCACCAUCUUGAUUUUCCUCAACACUUUCUUUAUCUACAGAACUCAGCCCCUCACCAUCUCCGCCAUUCUCAUGCAAAUCGCCGUUCUCCCGAUUGGCAAGUUCAUGGCUGCUGCAUUGCCCACCAAAACCUACACUUUAUUCCGACGGUGGAGCUUUAGCCUCAAUCCGGGACCAUUUAACAUCAAGGAGCACGUCAUCAUCACUGUUAUGGCUAAUUGUGGGGUUUCUAUUGGUGGUGGUGAUGCUUACUCCAUUGGUGCUAUUACCGUCAUGAGGGCUUACUAUAAGCAGACCUUGAGUUUCCUAUGCGCUCUCUUGAUUGUCUUGACUACCCAGAUAUUGGGUUAUGGAUGGGCUGGGAUGCUAAGGAAGUAUCUGGUUGACCCUGUUGAAAUGUGGUGGCCUUCGAACCUUGCUCAGGUUUCCCUGUUUAGGGCACUUCAUGAGAAGGAAUCAAAAUCACAAGGCAUGACAAGGAUGCAGUUUUUUCUUAUAUUCCUGGCUGCGAGCUUUGCCUAUUAUGCACUUCCCGGUUAUCUGUUCCCAAUUUUGACAUUCUUUUCUUGGGUCUGUUGGGCGUGGCCUCGUAGCAUAACAGCACAGCAAAUUGGUUCUGGGUACCAUGGAUUGGGCAUUGGUGCUUUUACCCUUGACUGGGCUGGAAUUUCAGCUUAUCAUGGCAGCCCGCUAGUCACACCUUGGUCUUCAAUUUUGAAUGUUGCCGUUGGCUUUGUCAUGUUUAUCUACAUUAUUGUCCCUCUAUGUUAUUGGAAGUUCAACACCUUUGAUGCUCACAAGUUCCCCAUAUUCUCCAACCAGCUGUUCACUUCUACUGGCCACAAAUAUGAUACAACCAAGAUUUUGACCCCGAAUUACGAACUUGACAUUCCUGCCUAUGAAAAAUAUAGCAAGCUCUACCUUAGUCCUCUCUUUGCCCUUUCAAUUGGAUCAGGCUUCGCUAGAUUUACAGCAACCCUCACUCAUGUAGCACUUUUCCAUGGCAGCGACAUUUGGAAGCAAAGUAGAUCUGCUACCAAGAACGUCAAAUUGGACAUCCAUGCAAAGCUGAUGAAAAGUUACAAACAAGUCCCUCAAUGGUGGUACCUCGUCUUAUUAGUAGGCAGCAUUGCCCUGUCCCUAAUGAUGUCUUUUGUCUGGAAAAGAGAAGUUCAGCUGUCAUGGUGGGGAAUGCUCUUUGCAUUCGGAUUGGCUUGGAUUGUUACACUCCCUAUAGGUGUUAUUCAAGCAACUACUAACCAGCAACCAGGAUACGACAUAAUUGCUCAGUUCAUAAUUGGAUAUGUCCUCCCAGGAAAACCUAUUGCAAACUUGCUUUUCAAGAUUUAUGGCCGAAUCAGCACUAUUCAUGCUCUCUCUUUCUUAGCUGACCUUAAGCUUGGGCACUACAUGAAAAUUCCUCCGAGAUGCAUGUACACAGCUCAGCUGGUAGGAACACUAGUGUCCGGUACAGUCAACCUUGCAGUAGCAUGGUGGAUGUUGGGAAGCAUCGAAAACCUGUGCGACGUCGAGGCUCUGCAUCCUGAGAGCCCCUGGACCUGUCCUAAAUUUCGAGUCACUUUUGAUGCUUCUGUGAUCUGGGGUCUAAUUGGACCGGAACGUCUGUUUGGACCUGGUGGUUUGUACAGGAACCUGGUAUGGCUAUUCAUAAUUGGAGCAGUCUUGCCAGUGCCAGUUUGGAUGUUGAGCAAAAUGUUCCCAGACCAGAAAUGGAUCCCUUUGAUUAACAUACCAGUUAUAUCUUACGGCUUUGCUGGAAUGCCCCCUGCAACCCCGACCAAUAUUGCAAGCUGGAUCAUUACUGGAAUGAUCUUCAACUACUUCGUUUUCAAAUACAGAAAAGGAUGGUGGCAGAAAUAUAACUAUGUUUUGUCAGCUGCACUGGAUGCUGGAACUGCUUUCAUGGGCGUGCUAUUGUUCUUUGCGCUGCAGAAUGAAGGGAAAAACAUCAAGUGGUGGGGGGCUGAGCUGGAUCACUGUCCAUUGGCGUCCUGCCCAACAGCACCUGGAAUUGUAGUUGAAGGAUGCCCUCUUUUUAAGUAGGAUAUGUUGAACAUGAUGGUUUCUGUGGUUUGACCCAUGUUCAAAGAUAAGUUCCAUGCAUAGUUUUAGAGGCCAGUGAAAUCUUCGACGCUGAUUGUAGUCGUACGAAGUUUUGCAUAAACUCUGAGAAGCAAUUCCUAUCUUUGAGUUCUUGUAAGUGCUCAGUUAUACUAUACGGUUUUGCAGGAAUGCCUCCGGCAACUCCUACCAAUAUUGCUAGCUGGAUCACUACCGGAAUAAUCCUCAACUAUUUCGAAUUCAAAUACAGGAAAGGAUGGUGGCAGAAAUAAUGUUUUGUUAGGGUUGAAGUGGUGGGGAGCUGAGAAGGAUAACUGUCCAUUGGCUUCCUGCCCAACAGCACCUGGAAUUGUAGUUCAGGGAUGCCACUUUUUCAACUAGGAUAGCCAUAGGUCCCUGUAGAGUAUUAGGUGCUUCAAUUUCAAGUAAUUGUACGAUUUGUGUUAGUACAUGUAAAGUGGAGUUAGUCCUUAAUUUCCCAAUAUUUGAACAAGUUGGUCUCUUCUUCUCC
This is a messenger RNA of Coffea eugenioides, 2922 nucleotides long. Its product is annotated as oligopeptide transporter 3-like. NCBI's taxonomy places the organism in Eukaryota, Viridiplantae, Streptophyta, Magnoliopsida, Gentianales, Rubiaceae. Bases 126 to 2393 code for a protein of 755 amino acids. The record is from RefSeq and is a predicted model, not a curated record. The transcript has 6 exons. Gene Ontology annotation, biological process: transmembrane transport. Gene Ontology annotation, molecular function: oligopeptide transmembrane transporter activity.